CACAGUUGAUACACGUAAUUCUUCAGGCGUUCUCUGACUAAAAAAGAGACAACAAAAUGGUUAAGUCAAGUAGCGCACUACUAAUUGCUGGCUUCAUUUGUUUGAUGAGUCUACAAAGUCUCACUGCACUCAGUGAAGACGCUGACAAGUUAUCUGGAAAGCGCAAGCCACUGAUGACGCGCGAGGAUCCUUCAACUUUGGAGGAUUACAAACGCACCAAACGCCAAUUGCCGCAACCGCUGCAAGAGUUUCAAGAUUUUGUAACAACUUCGAAGAACCAAUGCGCAAAAGAAAUGAAUAUUAAUUCGAAUGAAUUGCAAAAAUCGUUGCUUUACGAAGAUCAACCGACUUCCAUGGAGAAGUGUAUGAUGGAGUGUAUUUUGAAGCGCAUAGAAGUGAUGAGCAAAGACGACACGUUGUCGACGACGGCGAUUGCAUACAUCGCUGACAUCAUUGGCGAUAAUAAUGCCUUAAUAACGUCAAUUGCUGUGGCCUCAGCUGAGAAUUGUAAAAAGUUCAUCACUGCGGAAGAUUCUUGUGAGCGCGCUUUUCAAAUUAAUAAAUGCAUCGCCGCUGAAAUGAAAAUGCGCAAAAUUAAGCUCAUCUAUUAGAGAAAAGGCAAUAGGUAAAAUAUUACUUAUGUAUGUAUAGUUAUAAAUUAAUUUGACAUUUCGAUUAAAUGUCGGGAAAGCAAUUUUAAGCUAAAUUUGUUUGAAAAAAGUACUGUAAAUAAAUCUUUCGCAAUAAUCA
Molecule: messenger RNA, 750 nt
Organism: Bactrocera tryoni
Lineage: Eukaryota; Metazoa; Arthropoda; Insecta; Diptera; Tephritidae
Gene: Obp19c
Product: general odorant-binding protein 19d
Exons: 4
Coding region: 57-611 (184 amino acids)
Molecular function (GO): odorant binding
Source: RefSeq, a predicted model, not a curated record